Messenger RNA from Spinacia oleracea (spinach), 2407 nucleotides. Its product is annotated as phenylalanine--tRNA ligase beta subunit, cytoplasmic. The record is from RefSeq and is a predicted model, not a curated record. Gene Ontology annotation, biological process: phenylalanyl-tRNA aminoacylation. The transcript is spliced from 20 exons. NCBI's taxonomy places the organism in Eukaryota, Viridiplantae, Streptophyta, Magnoliopsida, Caryophyllales, Amaranthaceae. Gene Ontology annotation, molecular function: phenylalanine-tRNA ligase activity; ATP binding; RNA binding. Gene Ontology annotation, cellular component: phenylalanine-tRNA ligase complex; cytoplasm. The coding region runs from base 254 to 2065 and encodes 603 amino acids.
UUAUUAUUUUGCAAAUAAGUGGAAUGAGAAGAGAUCAGAGCCUCCUACUUUAGGCGCCAUCGAGUAGCACAAAUCACAAGAUUCCGGCGCCGCGUCGAAGCAGCGCCCUUCUUACACAGCCGUCUCACCAACUAUCUGACGGAAAACUGGUGGUUUUGAUAUUUUCCCUUAUUACUUCUACGCAGUCAGUCAUCCACUUCAUACCCAGCAAUCUACGAAAUAGGAGAGGGAAAGUGAACGAGAAGGAGCCGCCAUGCCUACUGUUAGCGUUGGUAGAGACCGCCUUUUCGACGCUCUAGGCAAAACCUAUGAAGAUGAAGAAUUCGAAGAUUUGUGCUUUAGGUUUGGCAUUGAGCUCGAUGAUAUAACAACGGAGAGGGCAAUAAUUCGGAAAGAAAAGCAUAUAGAAGACGACGGACCAACUGAAGAUGAAGAAGUUAUCUACAAAAUUGAAGUGCCUGCAAAUAGGUAUGAUUUGCUAUGUCUGGAGGGUAUUGCACAGGCCCUUCGUGUUUUCGAAGAGCGUGAAGAUAUUCCAACAUAUACGCUCUCUAACGUUACUCAUCAAUCCAUGUUGAAAAUGCAUGUGAAAUCAAGUUUCCCAAAAAAGGACAUGCUUGUGGAACCAGAGUUAUCUAUCCGGCCAUUUGUUGUUUGUGCUGUUCUAAGAGGUGUUACUUUCGAUGAAGCAAGAUAUAACAGCUUCAUUGAUCUUCAAGAUAGGUUACAUCAGAACAUAUGUCGCCGAAGAACCUUGGUAGCUAUCGGGACUCACGACUUAGACACUAUUCAAGGCCCUUUCUCUUAUGAGGCUGCUUUGCCGUCCGAAAUAAAAUUUGUGCCUUUGAAGCAGGUAAACGAAUUUAGGGCCGAUGAACUAAUGGAGUUCUAUAAGUCUGAUUUGAAGCUGAAGAAGUACCUGAAUAUAAUAGAGAAUUCACCCGUGUUUCCAGUUAUAUAUGACCGUGACAGAACUGUGUUGUCUUUACCCCCGAUAAUAAAUGGUGCACAUUCAGCUAUUAAUUUGAAGACAAAGAAUGUUUUCAUUGAAUGUACAGCCACUGAUCUGACGAAGGCUAAGAUUGUUUUGAACACCAUGGUUACUAUGUUCUCUGGGUACUGUGAGAAGAAGUUUGAAGUUGAACCAGUUGAAGUAAUAUAUUCUGGUGGAGAGUCAUAUGUUUGUCCUGAUCUCUCACUCUAUGAUAUGGAAGUGUCACUGUCUUAUAUCAAUGAUGCAAUUGGAGUAUCUUUGGAAGCAGACAAGGUCACUCAGUUGUUACAGAGGAUGCAAUUGCAUGCCAAGAAAUCUGAUUCAGCUGAUAAUCAAUACAAAAUAAGUGUCUCUGUUCCUCCUACAAGAAGCGAUAUUCUUCAUCCUUGUGACGUUAUGGAGGAUGUUGCUAUUGCAUUUGGAUACAAUGAAAUUCCAAAGAGAAGGCCUGCAUCUAUAAAGCCUCUAGCAUUGAAUGAACUAAGUGAUCUGAUCAGAUACGAGAUCGCAAUGAAUGGAUUCACAGAGGUUUUGGCUUUUAUACUGUGUUCUUACAAAGAAAACUUUGCCAUGUUGAAUCGCAAGGAUGACAAAUCAACUGCCGUGAUUAUUGCCAAUCCUCGUUCUUCUGAUUUUGAGAUGGCACGUAGUAGUCUUAUGGCUGGUAUAUUGAAAACUGCUGGGCACAAUAAAGAUCAUCGGAAGCCUAUCAAGAUCUUUGAAGUUGGUGACAUAGCGGUCCUGGAUGACACAAGAGAUGUUGGUGCCCGAAAUUGCCGUCAACUUGCGGCGCUUUAUUGUGGUGCUAGUUCUGGUUUUGAGAUUAUACACUCCCUAAUUGACAGAGUUAUGGAAAUUGUUGGCACUCCUUUUGUUGCAGAGGGAGAUACCUCUGGCUACUACAUAAAGCGUGCAGAUAAUCCUGAGUUUCUCCGGGGAAGACAAGCCAACAUCAUUUACAAAGGGAAGCACAUAGGCUCCUUUGGCAUUGUGCAUCCCGAGGUGUUAAACAACUUUGAUAUCUCAGAUCCUUGUUCAUAUGUGGAGCUUAACAUAGAGAGUUUCUUAUAACCCCUGUUAUAUAAUCGGUGCCUGCAAACUUUCGGAUGCUGGUCUCAAGCAAACAGGAAUUGUCAAUGGAAGCAUGUUUUGACUUUGUAGUUGAUUUCAGAGGGAGAAGUUGUCUACUCUACGACGGGAAUGACAAAUUUAUUGACUUAUUAUUCUAAGGGGGCAUUGGAAUGUGCUCAUUUAUCAAACUAUACUUUUAGCAUAUUGGUAGUUUAUUCAAUUUUGUAUAUUUUUAACAUUUUGAUUGGUCUCCUUUCGAUUUGAAAGAACGCAAUGAUAAAUUAUUGUUUAUUUUAAAAGUUUUAUUUUAAUAAUUCAAACUUUAAGCGCUCUUGUUAUCUU